CCUUCUAUGUUGUUACCACCGUGGCUUACACGUGCAUUGUAGACGAGUAGCGAUAUUUUGCUCCGCAGCGGCCAAGAUGAAAAACAAGCCGCUAAAACACAAGUCGGAGAAUACGUUCAGGUUCCAGUCGUUCUCGGAGCGGCUGUCGAACAUCAACAUCGAUGUCAUUCACCGCGUGGGCCCUCACAGGCGACUGACGCCGUUUGAGAGUGAAACAUUCGUCGAAGAAGCUCUCAACAAGUGGUCCGAACUGAACUGCACCGAGGACUUUGAUAAACUCAGGCAUGACAUUGGUUUGGAAAUACACACCUUGCCUCAAAUUGUGCUUCGCAAAGACGCACUGCUGCACGUCGUCAAAACACAUUUGGGAAACCUCGAUAACAAGGCUCUGGAUGCAGUUCUCGACAUCACAGUCGCUCUGGCCAGAGACCUUCAGUACGACUUCUACCCGGCUUUCCCUGAUGUGUUCCGGCUUGUGUGCGCCCACCUCGACACCCGUGACCCCGAACUACUGGAACGUAUCUUCGUCUGCCUCUCCUACCUCUUCAAGUUUCUCUGGCGAUACAUGGUCAAGGACAUCGACCUCAUAUUCAAAUUAUAUGUUCCACUCCUCGGGUCACAACAGAAGAAGUAUGUACGCGACUUUGCUGCGGAGAGCUUCGCAUUCCUCAUACGCAAGGUGUCGGACAAAGAGAGACUUGUGGACAUGAUGCUGACUUAUCUUGAAGCGAACCCACAGAGCACUGACGGCAUUGGUCGCCUGCUGUUUGAAGCUGUCAGAGGAGUUAAGGGGCAAACGCACAGUUGCAUGGCAACGGUGCUGCCUCUGGCGUUGAAGCGUCUCGACGGCUCGGCAUGCAGCGCAGCGAUUGCAUGCCAGGCCCUCAAGCAAACAUUUGUUGCCUUGGCGGAGCACCUCGUGAGCCAUGCUGAAAACUCGUCUGCAGUCUGGAAUUGUCUCAAGGAGGCUGUCGUGGAAGCUGUGGGGAAGUACAAAUCUGUCAAGGAAUCCGGCAAAGAAUCCAAUGAGGAAUUUGGGAAGGUUCUGGCACUCCUGGAAAAUGUGGCCACUAUCUUGAAGAUCUGGGUCUUGUUCAAGAGGGGUCUCCUGGUGCGGAACAACGGUGCAGUCCACGAGGUACCUUUAUUCUGGGCUUGCCUGCUUGAGCUUGGUGAAGCAUCACCAGCGUUGACAGCAACACUUCUGGAAUGCUUGGCUUCGUUGGUCAAAAAUGGCAGCAGUGCCGUGAGCCCAUCCUCUGGUCUUGUCAGCAGACUUGUUCAACAGGUCUACUCUGGAUUAUUCUCCGCAGGAAAUGUGAUAGAGUUCACCAAUCAGGUCGUCGAAUCUGCAGCUUUUGAAAAGGAUGUGCUCUGCCAUGUGGUUAGGCACUGCUCUAGCUUCGGCGACAGGACUCACGCGUUAUCUAUUUUGGCUGAGGUGGUCGUGAGAAGGAGGCCGAUGCCGGCCACUGCCGACGAGCUGUUACGAUCCUGGAGACCUCUGCCCCUCUGCACCUCAGAUGACACAAGGGAAGACGUGGUAUCGCUCGCAGAGGCUGUUCUCGAAGCCUUGGCCAGGGACGUGGCUGACCCUCUGCUUUGGGCUGGUCUGGUCUGCUUGUCUCACCUAAGCAAUUGGGGUGACAUAGCGGAGAUGCAGAAAGCUGUGGACAAAACUGUCCAAAAACUCAGAGAUCGUUUGCUGCAGGAAACGCUGCCUGCGUCGUCUGCUGCGCAUUUCUCAUUUGUUUUCCUUCACGCCCUGGCCACUGCUGCCUUGUGCAAGUUUGAAGGCGCUCUGAGCAACAUCACCUGCGACGUUUUAGUCAAGAUUCUCAGGCAAUCGCCCAAAGAUGUUUGCCUGCUGAAAGCAGCGGACAUUGUCUUGGUCCAUUCAGCCAGCCAGGAGCAAACUACGCCACAACCACAGCAGGAAGCGCUGCUGAGGUCCUUCUAUGGUGUCCUCGAACGAAACCUUGCAUCACCUCAUGGCGUUGUGAGGCUUUUGACAUUGCGGGUGUUGUCUGCGUUUAGGCCCGAGGUCACUUUGGAAUCCCGCCAGAAGGACGAAAAGCUGGGAGAAUUUGCCUCGGCUUGUCACGUCUUCAACGCGUGCCUCAACGCGGAGGCCGUGUCCCUGACGGUGCAGGACUACCGGCGGAGGCUCAAGCUGCUUCAGGCGCUGAGCUCCGAGCAGCUCAUAGCAGCCGGCGUUUCCCUGGGUGCUUACUCAAUGGCUCCUGUCCACUACUUGCUGGGAACCCUUCUGGUCAAUUUCCAGCUGCUCUGGCAACCGUGCCAGGAAAUUCUCGCCAGUCAUGCCACUGCUGAUGGCCCUUUCUGGAGCACCCUUGUGCAGCAUCUAACCACUGUGUACGACAAAAUAGGCGAGGGACUCGCUGGUGUCUUCGGGGAAGCACUGGAGGCAGCCAUGAAGUUGGAAGAGAAACCGGACUACGUCAACCAUCGGCAUUUGCUCUGGAAGGCGGCCGAGCAGUUUGCUGGAGUUGCGGAGAGACGCAGCAAGGAUGUCGUAGUCUUCUUUUACAGAUUUUUAGAAAGAGAGUUCUGGCCAAACAUGCAAAUGGCACCGCAUCACGACAUACGGAGGCCGGAAGACACGCCCCUUUUGCCCUCCGAAGGCACGGAAGCCGAGCCGAAGAAUACCGAAGAGGCAAGCGUCAUCAUUGUGGGUGUAGACGAGUUGCCGGAAGAUGCGGAAGAUGAUGAUGAGAAUGCGGGAUGACAGGGAGGACGUACGAAACGACGAUGUCCCGAUCGUACCCGUGCGAGGCGGCUGAAGCUCGUCAGGAGCCUCUGUGACCACCUGAGGCUUUUUUCCAAGUUCUCCAACCCACGAGCAGUUUCGAAGCAUGAGCGCCUCUACGAGACUUUUCUCGAUCUGCUGACGUUUAGGGAUCCAGAAGUCCAGAAACUUGCUUUUGCUUGCAUCGUUGCCUACGGCCAGAAGUUUUUGUUUCGGUGCAGGGAGAACUUUGAAAGGCUUCUGGACGAGGCCAGCUUUCGAUCAGAAGUUGUUCUUUCAACGUUGGAUGGUGGAGAAGGAGCAGUGCUGGCGGAGCACCGAGCCGAUGUGAUUCCAAUCCUGAUGAGGGUACUCUACGGCAAGAUGCACAUGCGCUCUGGUUCAGCGACCGGGGGCAAGACCACCUUCAGUGCUCGCCAGAGCACCGUGCUACGGUUCCUGGCAAGUUGCCGGGAGUCUGAACUUGGUGCAUUCAUGGACCUUGAGCUGGCAACUUUGAAGCAGUACCUGUCCGGUGAUAUCACGGACGCGGUGAACAGCAUCAGGAAUACAUUGGAUCUUUCUAAAGUGGUGCCUGUUCGUCGCCUUCAUGGUACGUUGGGCACGGUGGAGAACAUGCUGCGGCACCUGGGUGCCCUCACACCCGGCUUGCUACCCGCGCUUCUCAAGCUGCUCGUUGCUGUGGCCACCUACGCUGGAGCCAUCCUCUCGCAGAAGGACCGGGUUGUGCGUGCAGUUAUCGGCAACACUCGUGUCCUGAGGUCGCGGGUGAUCAGCCUAGUUUCUCAGUUCUUUGAACGGUUCCACACCUACGAAUUCACCUCGGAAGAGAUAGACGCCAUUUUCGAGUCAUUCGUAUGGCCUCAGUUGCCUCGUUUGGCCGAGUUGGCUGGAAAGCAAAAGCCCAACCCUUUGCUCAAGUUCUUCCUCACCCUGAGUCGGAAUCCAAGGUACUUCGUGCUGUUUGCCAAGUACAAGGCUGACGACCCGAGCCUGUCUCCGCUGCCGUGCCUCGCCUCGCUGCUGAGCAACAGGGACAUCUCACCGUCCAUCCUGAAGAUGCUCCUCACGAUCAUUGACAACAUCUUGACACUUCGCGAAGGCGACGGCGACGAUGACGCAGAAGGUGGCAAGCGAGCGCCGCCGCUGGUGGUGUGCCACUGCUUUGACGUUGAGGCGCGCCGCUCUACUGCUGGUUUACCUGAACCACCAGAUGGUGAGCACAGUUACGGGGCACUGCUGAUGUUGCCGUACGUUCCUCACACACUGCACAGGCUGAAAGCGGUUGUGGAAAGUGCUGUGAAAACACAGAAGCCCCUGUCUCCUGUUGAACUGAACAUCCUGCUGAGGAUAAGCGGCCUGUUGACGAACUCUCUACAGUGUGCAGAGUUGGCAAAGCUCUUCGUCGUCGGGUUCAAGAAGCUCCGAAGUCAAGCUCAGGAUUCUGAUCAGCAAAAACUGGCAACCGUGCUCAACUUGGCCAAGGUUGCAGACAAUCCGGACCAACUUUUGGGGUACACCGCCGUUCUCUUCUCGGCUCUUGGCGGCCACCUGUCGAGGCGUCUCUUGUGCGACAUCUACCGCGUUGUGGCUGAGCGUGUGCCACGCUUUGCCGAACUGGCGUCGUUCAUUGCCAAGGUGAACUCCUGGAAUCCAAGGUGCGCAGAUGAGCCAAAUUACCAGACAAGGCUGGAGGGAUUCAAGAUGGCUGCUCCUUUAGUACUGGGGCAGAAGGAGAAGCCGGAUGUUCGCAUCGUGCUCGCUGUGAUAUACAACUGCACCUACACCAUUCGAGCUGUCGAUGACCUUGCCCUGCGAGAUGCGGCGUCCUUGGCCCUCGCUCAGAUGGGCCCUGUGUUCCACACCUGGCUGACGGAGGACAAGGCAGCGUACGAGAAGUGUGUCACCGAGGCUCUGAUGGGUGAAAUCCGUCAAGGUCUGCGUGGAAAGGCUGAGCCCAGCCGCCAGGAAUUUGUGCGCGUGUUGUCGCAACUGCUGCAACACUGCAGCGAGCACCCAUCCCUGACUGGAUUGAGUCAGCUGUGCUGCAAGGAAGACGUCGAGCUCGACUUCUGGGAGAACCUAUGCCACAUACAGCUUCACCGACGUGCACGAGCCCUGAACCGGCUGGCGGCUGCUCUGAGGGCAGGUCAGCUGACGUCGCUGGCGCCGCCAGCCAUCUCCGGCGUGCUUUUUCCGCUGUGCUCGUGUUACCUGUUCAACAGUGCGUACUCCAAGCAGACGGCCCUCGUUGACGCAGCCAUCGAGGCUGUGAGCGCGCUCUGUUCAAGACUGCCGUGGCGUCACUACGAAGCAAACCUGUCUCGAUACAUCCAGCAACUGCAGCGGGACCCGGAGCACCACAAGAUGGCCAUACGGUUGGUGGUGGCCAUCCUGAACGCGUUCCAUUUCAACCUUAGCAAGUCCAAGGGAAUCCAACAGAAGCCAGGAACAGCCAAGCCGGCUCAGGAUAAGGAGCAAGCCGAGGCUGUGGCUGAUCAGGGAGAGGCUGAGGAGAUGGAGGCGGGCAUGAAACAGACUGAAGAUGUUGACGAUAACCUUGACGAGAAUUCUGAUGAAAACAAAGUUCCUGAGGUGAAUGGCAACGCGGAAGAGACGUCGGUUGAUGACAAGAACAAGGCCCUCAGCGAAGAUGCGGCCACAGCCAUUCACACAGCCAUAGCCACUCGGCUGUUGCCAAGACUACACAAAGUCCUGAACCAAAAGGCCCGGGCCGACGAGGAGCACAAAGCAGCAAAGGUUCUCCUUCCAGAAGAACACGAGAUCCUGCGAAUCCCCAUAGCUGUGGCCAUGGUCAAGCUUCUCCAAGCACUGCCUGAUGGCAUGCUCCAAAGGCACUUGCCGGGCAUCUUCCUCAGGAUCUGCGACUUCCUCAAGUCACGUUCUCGUGAUGUCCGGGAAGCGGCUCGGGGCACGCUGAUGAAGGUGAUGUCAUCACUGGGCGCCCCUUACCUAAAGUACCUAUUCUCCCAGAUGCGUGCAGUGCUCAAGAGAGGAUACCAGAUUCACGUACUGACCUACACGGUGCACGCCGUUCUCUCCGCCAUGUCAUCUGGACUUGUCACUGGUGACUUGGACGCCUGUUUCGAGGACAUCAUUGAGGUCUGCCAGGCCGAGCUGUUUUCAGACAUUGCAGAGGAGAAAGAAGUGGCCCAGAUCGGCAGCAAGGUUAGGGAGGCCAAAGCAACCAAGAGCUUUGCCAUUUACAACAUCCUCGCAUCCGUGGCCUCAAAGGACAGCCUGCGUCAGCUCACCCCUGCCCUUUGUGAGGUGCUGCUGUCCACGUCGAGUCACAAGACUGUGAAAAAGUGUGAUGACUGCCUGCAUAACAUCGUCACGGGCCUCUCUGCAAACAAAGGCAUGCCUGUGGAUGAGCUGCUUAUCUACGCGUAUCAAACCAUCAGCCAGCAUGCUCCUAGCCUUGCAGAAAAGCCCCGCGAGUCGGUGCCGCAGCCGCGGCUGCUCGAAGAGAGGUCGGACGUGUACCUGGUACCGCAAGAACCGGCCCGGAGCGGUCUUCCUGUGCGUACCAGCAGGGCGGCCAACGGUCACGUCAUGGUCGAGUUCGGAAUCAAGCUCUUACAUACUUGUUUGAAGAAGGAGCAGGCAGGAGCGUGUGACCAGAAAGUGCUGGAAAUGCUGGACCCAUUUGUCUCCAUGUUGGCCAGUCUCUUGAGAUCGGAGUAUGUGAAGAUAAUGACGACAUCGCUGAGAUGCUUCGGACUCCUUCUGCAAAUGCCCCUGCCUAGCCUGCGGCAGCACACGCACCAUGUGACCCAGUCCCUGUUCGUGCUGCUGCAGAACUACGCGGGCAUGAAGCAGGGAGAGAACUUCGAGCUGCUUGUCCUUGCUUUCAAGGUGAUGACAACGCUGGUGCGAGACACUUCCCUGUGCCGGCUAGGCAAGCAGCAGCUGCGCGUGUUGCUGACGUAUGUCGAGCGUGACGUGUACGACCAGACCAGACAGAGCGUGGCCUUUGCCCUGCUGAAGGCCAUCCUGCACCGAAAAGUUGACGCAGAAGAGUUGCAUGGCCUGAUGGACAAGGUGGCAACCAUGAGCAUUGAACACGAACAGGCUCACAUUCGGAGCCAGUGCCGAGAGUCGUACCUGCAAUACGUUCUCGACUACCCGAUGAAGCGGGCCAUGAAGAAGGCAGUGGGCUUCUUCACAGCGCAGCUGGAGUACAGCACCGAGGCGGGUCGCCUCUCGGCCCUCGAGAUGCUCGAUGCCUACUCGAACAAGUUCCCGCAGAAAGUGCUGUCCCACUACGCCCCCAGCCUGUUUGUGCCCAUGGCAGCACGCCUAGUCAACGACCAGUCGCCGAACGUACAACGGGUUGCGGCAGCCGGCAUCCGGAGUCUCCUCGGCAAGCUGCGCGAAUCAACGAGGGACAGCUUGCUCUCUGUGGCUCUGGUGUGGUGUAAGGAACAAAUGUUUGCCACAAGGCGCCUGGGAGCGCAAACGCUGGGCCUGUUUGCCGAGGCCGAGAAGGAGCGCUUUGAGCGCCACUUGGCUGAAGUGAUGCCUGUCUUGGUUGAGGAGAUGCACCCCGACAAGUUCCAAGAGCUUACGAUGCAAGACAUUGAGCGUGCCAAGGACCACAUCACCUUCAUGUACUUGGUCUCACUAACCAAGAUAGUCGACGCCUGCAACGUUGCACGAGCUCCUGCCACGCAGGAAAGCUUUGUCACACUCUGUGGUUACGCAGAUACAUACCUGCUGUAUGCGCAUGACUGGGUAAGGCUGGCGGCAUCUCAAUUUUACGGCCGUGUGUUCGCGGCAUAUACUCCAGAUGAAGUUGCUGCAGCAUGCAAGCCAGAUUUCGACGUGCCUCAUUCAUCUGACUAUUUGUUGGUCGACACACCGUCAAAGGUUCGAGGCCUUACGGAGAAGUUCUGCUCGCAGCUCCAGCCGGAGAACGUCCUGGAGAAGAUAGCGGAGCAGGUCAUCAGAAACUUGGUGUUCCUAACUAGGGUGUCUGUGCGUGCCACACGGUUGGGCAUUGACACCUUACACCCUGUUGACUGGAUCGUGAAGAAGGUGUCACAGCAGGCCCAUUCAGAGGUGGUGUCGAACCCUCGGUCCACCUUGAAGCGUUCCCACGUGUUCAAGUUCCUGGCCGCUGUGAGCCUGGACCUGACCCGGCCCGAGCUGCGUUCACAUUUGCAGCUCAUCCUGAGGCCCAUCUGUCGGGAGCUCGAGGACCAGUCGCCCAGCCAGAGUGACGAGAUGAAACAGAUGGCAAACGAAACGACGGCCAUCAUAAAGAAGGCAGCGGGUGUGGAGGCGUUUGGCGCCGCCUUGGUGGCUCUGCAGGGAAAGCUGGCCGGCAAGAAACUGAAGCGGAAGCGAGACAAGGCGCUCGAGGUUGUGAGGAACCCCGAGGUGGGAGCUCGCAAGAAGGUGAAGCAACAGCUGAGGAAGAAGGAGGCCCUGAAGCGCAAGAAGGCUAUCCAGUUUGGCAAGGUCAAGCGGCGAAAGGCAUCCUGAUCUGCAUGUAGAUAGUUUGGGGCAAGCCAAGACGUGGGCGGCAAGUGCGACUUACUUUGUAAUAUAUUUUAUUUAUGGCAAUGAAUGCCAUGUAUCUCCUCUCUUGUAAUUAAAAGAGUGUUCAGCUUUUUGCAACCUC
This is a messenger RNA of Rhipicephalus microplus (southern cattle tick), 8420 nucleotides long. Its product is annotated as small subunit processome component 20 homolog. The record is from RefSeq and is a predicted model, not a curated record. Gene Ontology annotation, cellular component: small-subunit processome; nucleolus; 90S preribosome. NCBI's taxonomy places the organism in Eukaryota, Metazoa, Arthropoda, Arachnida, Ixodida, Ixodidae.